UUUGUUGCGGUUGCACCCGAUUCAAGAGCCGAAUGGCUCACAGGGCUAUACCAAAUAAAUGGAAAUGGAACUAUGGAAGAAGCGUGAGGCAGCAUGGAGCAGCACACCCAUACCGUCAAUACAGGACUUAAACAAAAAACACUUUUAAAUAAUACAUUUGCAGAAAACUAAAUUAUUACACGCAGAUCUACUUUGGCCAAUAGCCAAAAACCGGAGAUACGUUUGAAUUGCCUCCUGCUAGAAUCCUGGACACGAGAGCGGACUCCUGAACUGUCAGCAUCUUAAGCGGAGAGGUCACUGCCCCACAUGAUGCUGUCGUCCAACCACUGGGAGGCACUCGGGCACGAUCACACCCCCACAUUCACAGAUAAUGAAGGCACUGACUCAAUUAUACAUUUCCUCGAGAUCAGUUUCAUCAUUAGACCGUGCACGUGACCAUCCUUCACAGUCGUGCAAUGCCACAAAAGUCGUCCAACGUCUACGGCUGAGCCUAUCUCAUCGCUCAUCCUCUCAGAUGGGGUCAUCCCUUCUAGCUAUGAUGUGUCCUGCCCUGGACAACUUAUUUAUCUUAAACUUCACAAAGCGAUGUUUCAAGCUUGCAUGUGUUCCCCGAUCCUGUGCUCCGCGUGUUUCUGCCUCUUGGAGAUCGCCAGUGGUGGGUUUCGUGAUAUCCACUGCUCGGUUUUAUCAUCACCAGUUGGAGUUCGAGAGCAAGGCAAAUGCGUUGUUUACAUCGCUGUGGUUCAGGGAUCACGCUGUGCACCGAGGCACGCUGGACUUUAAUCAGAGGCCUAAGUUCAAUACCGGCACGGCGAUAACGUGAGUGGUAAAUGGUAUCUCGCCGGCCUGGCUCCCCCACAAUCGUCCCCUUCAUUGGCCUGCACUCAGCAGGGUGGCCAGCUAUGGGCAAGCAGCCAUCAUGACUGACAGCGCGGGAUAUACGGAUGGAAAUGCGCCUAUUUCGCGUAGCUCGUGAGCGAGACGCACGUGAUGACACGGAGAGUGGGAGGGGAGUCCCGUGUCGCGCGCGUGAGAGUGGGAGGGGAGUUCCGUGUCGCGCGCGUGAGAGUGGGAGGGGAGUUCCGUGUCGCGCGCGUGAGAGUGGGAGGUGAGUCCCGUGUCGCGCGCGUGAGAGCGUCGGAGCUGAGCGGGAGGAGGAAGAGGGCCCCGUGGGUGUCGCGCGCGUGAGAGUGGGAGGGGAAUUCCGUGUCGCGCGCGUGAGAGCGUCGGCGGCGGUGGUGGCUGUGCGGGGUGAGGUUUGCCUGCACGAAGCAGCAGGUGAGGCGAGCUACGGUUGCUGUGAGCGUGGCCGCUGGUGAGCACGGGCGUGACGAGAAUGGAGCACUCUUCGGAAAGUGGCUCGCCCUGUUCCAUCUGCGAAAACGUUUCCACGAACGCAAUCCGAUUGGACUGCAACCACAACUUCUGCUCCCAAUGCACCAAAGGCAUUUGCACCACCGACGCGGCCGGCGCGGGCAGCAGCAGCAGCAGCAGCUCGUGCCCUCUGUGCCAGGGCGACGCGAGGGCCCCCCGGCGCGUCGCCCCGGAGGAGGGGAUCGUCCACGCCGUCGCUGCCGCCGGCUUGGACGAUCGCCCGGGCGGCUCGGGCCACGACGCCGCCGGGUGCCCUGCGCCGGACGCCGGCUCCCUCCCGUCCUGCGACUUCUGCCUCGUGAGUAAGCUGCCGGCCGCCAAGACGUGCCUCACGUGCCUGGCCUCGUACUGCGAGAUGCACGUGCGUCCCCACUUGCGCAGCCCGCCGUUCCGGGGACACAACCUGACGGAGCCCGUGCGCGACCUCAGCGCCAUCCGCUGCCCCGAGCACGGCAAGGCGCUGGAGCUCUUCUGCCGAGACGACGGCGUCUCGGUGUGCGGCCUGUGCCCUCUCCUGGGGCGGCACAAGCAGCACCGCGUCGUCACGGUCGAGCAGGAGUUGCUCGACAAGAAGAAAUCGCUGCAAACCAAAUUGACGUUUCUGGAUGAGACUUCCCACAGGAAAGAGGAGAGCAUUUCUCAAUUGAAGGAGAUCACAACUGGAAUUAACGUGUCGUGUGAAGGCUUCCACGGUAAGCUGUUAGUGCAGUUUCAAGGCCUGCAGAGGGUACUGGAGGACUAUGAGAGAUGCACCAUGAAGGCUGUUGACAUGGAGAAGCAAAUAACCCAAUUAAGAGUUGACAAGGAGAUCAAGAAACUGACGGCACAAAAUGCAGAAAUAUCCGAACUACGGAAUAGGAUGUUGAAUGCGCUGGCAAGCAUCAACAUUUGGAAUCUGGCCAGCAUCGAGGACUUUAGCGACGCGAUGCCCCCGGAAGCCGAGGAUCUGGAGGUGCAGCGUUUCUCCCUGGAGAGUGUGAAGCUGCAGAAGAUUCUGGAGGCGGUGGAUCACUUGGAGGCGUUUUGUGGGGACCACGUCAGCCACCCCAGCCACGGACAGAGACACCCAUCCAGCAGAGAGCCGCAAGCAAGUUCGGCGCAGGAGGUGCCCGAGUGCGCUCAAGCGUCCUCGCGUAAACCGGCACGGACGAUGAGGCACGGCCAUGGGGCACGUCCGACCAGGGUAGUGGUGGGAAGAGCUCAUUCGACCGGCGACUGCGAGCCGCCCGCCGCCGCUGCCGCCGCCGCCACCACCAACCGACAGAGAUACCUGCAGUUCAUCACGGAGGUGAAGCUGAACCCGCGGACUGCUCACCCCAACCUGACGGUCACCCCCGACAACAAGAUGGCGUCGUGCGGCCGCUUCCGCUGGUUCUGCGACCGCGCAGCCGAGCGCUUCGAGAGCGUCAUGCAGGUUCUGUGCGCCCAGGGGUUCUUCUCGGGGCGCCACUACUGGGAGGUGGACGUGCGCGGCGCCGGCCGGGGCUGGUGGGUGGGCGCCGCGUACGGCUCCAUGAGCCGCAAGGGCAGCGACGACGCCUGCAGCCUGGGCCGCAACAAGAUGUCCUGGUGCCUCAAGCGCUUCGACGUGGAGUACUGGUGCUUCCACGACAACCAGAGGGUGCCCCUCGUCAUCGACGAGGAACCGCAGAGGGUCGGAGUCUUCCUGGACUUUGAAGAGGGGAUUCUGUCCUUCCACAUUGUUUUUCCUCAGAUGAUUCCCCUCUAUUCUUUUAAAACCAAGUUCACAGAUGUUGUCUAUCCUGCCUUCAGGCUAUGGGAGGGGUCCGUUAAGCUUCCUGUGAGUCUCUAAUAAUCACCAUUAUAAUCAUCAGCCGGGUUCCAUCCACUGCCGGACGAAGGCCUUCCCAAGCCGUCGCCAUCUCUCACGGCCUUGCGAUGCGACCGAGCUCCUGCGCGUGAGAUGAUCCCAUUGCUCCGUCUCCGUGGUGGACGCUCUUCUGGGGCAAGCUCCCUUCUUUGGUUGCCGCUCUGCCGUCAGUCUCGACCCACUCCUCUCGAGUCAUCGUAUCUGCAGCAGCACGACCAUAGCGCUAACUGACCAGUGGUAGAACCGUGUUCUUGUUCGUACAGAUGACCCCUUUUCAGUGCCGCAUUAGGGCAAUGGCACUUCUUUCGCCUUUGUUUUCAAUUUAUACCAAUGCCAAGCUAAAAGGGAAAAAGUAUUGCGAGCUUCUUUGUGCCAUGGCUGGUCGUUGCUCAGGGGCCUGAUCCCCGUGGCCGCCGUGUGACUUGCUCCCCAUGUGACUGGCUCCCCAUGUGACUUGCUCCCCAUGUGACUGGCUCCCCAUGUGACUUGCUCCCCAUGUGACUGGCUCCCCAUGUGACUGGCUCCCCGUGUGACUUGCUCCCCAUGUGACUUGCUCUUCGUGUAACUUGCUCCCCGUGUAACUUGCUCCCCGUGUGACUGGUUCCCCAUGUGACUGGCUCCCCAUGUGACUUGCUCCCCGUGUGACUGGCUCCCCAUGUGACUGGCUCCCCAUGUGACUUGCUCCCCAUGUGACUUGCUCCCCAUGUGACUGGCUCCCCAUGUGACUUGCUCCCCAUGUGACUGGCUCCCCAUGUGACUGGCUCCCCAUGUGACUUGCUCCCCAUGUGACUGGCUCCCCAUGUGACUUGCUCCCCAUGUGACUGGCUCCCCAUGUGACUUGCUCCCCAUGUGACUGGCUCCCCAUGUGACUUGCUCCCCAUGUGACUGGCUCCCCGUGUGACUUGCUCCCCAUGUGACUUGCUCUUCGUGUAACUUGCUCCCCGUGUAACUGGUUCCCCAUGUGACUGGCUCCCCAUGUGACUUGCUCCCCAUGUGACUUGCUCCCCGUGUGACUGGUUCCCCAUGUGACUGGCUCCCCAUGUGACUUGCUCCCCGUGUGACUGACUCCCCAUGUAACUGGUUCCCCUGUGACUUGCUCCCCGUGUGACUUGCUCCCCGUGUGACUGGCUCCCCAUGUGACUGACUCCCCGUGUGACUGACUCCCCAUGUAACUGGUUCCCCUGUGACUUGCUCCCCGUGUGACUUGCUCUUCGUGUGACUUGCUCCCCAUGUGACUUGCUCCCCGUGUAACUGGCUCCCCAUGUGACUUGCUCCCCAUGUGACUGGCUCCCCAUGUGACUUGCUCCCCGUGUGACUUGCUCCCCGUGUGACUUGCUCCCCAUGUGACUUGCUCCCCAUGUGACUGGCUCCCCAUGUGACUUGCUCCCCGUGUGACUUGCUCCCCGUGUGACUUGCUCCCCGUGUAACUUGCUCCCCAUGUGACUUGCUCCCCGUGUAACUUGCUCCCCAUGUGACUUGCUCCCCAUGUGACUGGCUCCCCAUGUGACUUGCUCCCCGUGUGACUUGCUCCCCGUGUGACUUGCUCCCCAUGUGACUUGCUCCCCGUGUGACUUGCUCCCCAUGUGACUGGCUCCCCAUGUGACUGGCUCCCCAUGUGACUGGCUCCCCAUGUGACUUGCUCCCCGUGUAACUGGCUCCCCAUGUGACUUGCUCCCCGUGUGACUGGCUCCCCGUGUGACUUGCUCCCCGUGUGACUUGCUCCCCAUGUGACUUGCUCUUCGUGUGACUGGCUCCCCAUGUGACUUGCUCUUCGUGUGACUGACUCCCCAUGUGACCGACUCCCCGUGACUGACUCCCCGUGUGACUGGCUCCCCAUGUGACUGACUCCCCGUGUGACUUGCUCUUCGUGUGACUUGCUCCCCAUGUGACUGGCUCCCCAUGUGACUUGCUCCCCGUGUGACUGACUCCCCAUGUGACUUGCUCCCCAUGUGACUUGCUCCCCGUGUGACUGGCUCCCCGUGUGACUUGCUCCCCGUGUGACUUGCUCCCUGUGUGACUUGCUCCCCAUGUGACUGGCUCCCCAUGUGACUUGCUCCCCGUGUGACUUGCUCUUCGUGUGACUUGCUCCCCAUGUGACUGACUCCCCAUGUGACUUGCUCCCCGUGUGACUGACUCCCCAUGUGACUUGCUCCCCGUGUGACUUGCUCCCCGUGUGACUGGCUCCCCGUGUGACUUGCUCCCCGUGUGACUUGCUCCCUGUGUGACUUGCUCUUCGUGUGACUUGCUCUUCGUGUGACUGGCUCCCCAUGUGACUAACUCCCCGUGUGACUGGCUCCCCGUGUGACUGGCUCCCCGUGUGACUUGCUCCCCGUGUGAUUUGCUCCCCGUGUGACUUGCUCUUCGUGUGACUUGCUCUUCGUGUGACUUGCUCUUCGUGUGACUUGCUCCCCGUGUGACUUGCUCCCUGUGUGACUUGCUCCCCAUGUGACUGGCUCCCCAUGUGACUUGCUCCCCGUGUGACUUGCUCUUCGUGUGACUUGCUCCCCAUGUGACUGACUCCCCAUGUGACUUGCUCCCCGUGUGACUGACUCCCCAUGUGACUUGCUCCCCGUGUGACUUGCUCCCCGUGUGACUUGCUCCCCGUGUGACUUGCUCCCCGUGUGACUUGCUCUUCGUGUGACUUGCUCUUCGUGUGACUUGCUCUUCGUGUGACUGGCUCCCCAUGUGACUAACUCCCCGUGUGACUGGCUCCCCGUGUGACUGGCUCCCCGUGUGACUUGCUCCCCGUGUGAUUUGCUCCCCGUGUGACUUGCUCUUCGUGUGACUUGCUCUUCGUGUGACUUGCUCCCCGUGUGACUUGCUCCCCGUGUGACUUGCUCCCUGUGUGACUUGCUCUUCGUGUGACUGGCUCCCCGUGUGACUGGCUCCUCGUGUGACUGGCUCCUCGUGUAACUAGCUCUAGUGACGCUCCCAGAAGCGCGUUGGGGUCCGGUGCCAUUACUGCAGCCUGCUGACUGUGGACCCCAGACUGCACACUGCUGCUGCCCUCCUGCACCUCCAGAUGGUGGUCGGCUGCCAGGGCAAAUCUUGGAGGUUCGAUGCAUGUCUCCUGUGCAGCAAGCUGCAGGAUCUAGCGGAGGAGAGAAUGCAUUGGUAGCAAGGAGGUGGCAUCAAUGGUCGUGGCCAUGGUGGCAUCUCUUGAUGCUGGAACCACCGCUAUUUUACGGUUGUCGUGGGGUCCGUGGGCCCCAGUUUAGAACCCCCGAAGUGGGGGUUCCCUAAAUGGGAGGAAGGGUGGAGCCCUGACACGCGCCAGAAAUGUCAUCGGUUGGAUACGGUACUCUACUUACCCUCCUGAACAACGGACUCCUCCAUUAAAAGCGGAUUGGUACGGGCCCAAGGUUACUGAAAGACGAGCUGUUCAAUAGCCCUUGAUGGCAUCUCAGUGCCUAAGAAUGGACCGGUUAAAAAACUGGGCGAGUUGAAUUUUCAUUGUGUGAAUUGAAGGUUGUGAUAUGCUAGCGGUCGUGUGAAGAGGUUUUAAUUAAGCUUCGUCCCGAAUUGAAUGAACAGGAUUCACUGGAUUGUCUGUUAACCAAAGGGUAAAUGUUGCAAAACAAACAAGAAUCUGCUGAUUGAUUGAUGUCAAAUUCGUGCAAUUUUAGCACCAAGCAAUGCAUGUAGUAAUGCUGAUGUAUCCAUGUGCUGGUUUUAUUGGAAAUAUAUAUUUACGAUGUGUCAUCUAUGAAAGAUGACUGAACUAUUGUGACAAUUUCAGUAUUUACUAUAUGCUGGCUUGUGCAAUAUUUUGAUAAGUAGAUAUCGUGAAUGCGAGCAGCAUAUGGACAGAAAUUGGUUACCAUUGCUUCUUUGAGCUCGGACAUGUUUGAGUUUAACGUAAUAUUGACUACAGCACAGUGCGUACAUCGCAGCAGAGUGUAUCAAUGUUAGCGGUGAGUCUGGCUACGGUUUUUUCCAUAUCAAAAUAAUUGCGUGCCUUGGUUUUGUUGCAAAAAAAAAUCUAAUUAUAUGAAUGUGAAAAUACUUACCCAAAGUAAUCAUUCAUACUGCCUUCUCGUGGAAUAAUUCGCAAUCAGCUGAUGUCCCAAGAAAUGGGCAGAGCUGAGAAAAAAUUGUGGCUUGGAAUUGAAGAUGGAAUUUUACAAUACUGCCAUAGAAAUAAAUGAAAUUUGGGAGGAUA
Petromyzon marinus (sea lamprey) is the source of this 7367-nucleotide messenger RNA. The record is from RefSeq and is a predicted model, not a curated record. Lineage: Eukaryota; Metazoa; Chordata; Hyperoartia; Petromyzontiformes; Petromyzontidae.